UCAAAAUCCAGUAUUUCCAUGAUAAAUAUAUCAUUUAUAGAUACCCUUUCCAGAUCCAUUACCCACUUAUCAAUUGAAACAAUACUUCAUAAACAUUUAAUGCCCUUAUUUAGAAAUCAAAUAAAGAUUAGAAUAAGAAUACAGAAAUAAUUAAAACAGCACUUUUAUGAAAAUAAACAUUCACCAACAUUUACAAUAUAGGGCUGGUCUCAAGGUUACCAGUUCCGGAUUACAAAAGUCUGGAUGUUUAUCUCAGAGCAAAGAGUUGUUUCUGAUAAUUAUCUGUUGCAACCAGUUGAGUCCGGGUUUUUUUUAGGCCAGAUAUGGUCUGAUAUCACCAAAUAACUACCAAAGGUAUUCCUCACUUAACAAUCAUUCACUCAGCAAUGAUUCAAUGUUGCCACAGCAUUGAACAAAUGGAAUUUACAACAUUAUUUAUUUGUAUCCCGAAUCAAGAAAUUACAGGUUCUUUAAAAAAAAACAUUUGUAUCCUGCUUUUAUUACUUUUACAAAUAAUACAAGGUAGUGAACAUAUCCAACACCACCUUUCUAUUUUCCCCACAACAACCCUGUGAGGUGAGUUCAGCUGAGAAUGUAUGACUGAUCCAAGGUCACCCAACUGGCUUUCAUAGGUAUGGUGGCACUUGAAUUCAUGAACUCCUGCUUUCUAAGACUAGAACUCAGUCUCCCAGUUUCUAAUUUGAUGCCUCAAUGACUACAUCAAACUGCCACUCCUGUUAUUCCUCCAGUACUUUCUGUACAGGAUCUUAGUUCACAAUCAAUAUGUGUAGAACUGUUUCUAUUACAAGCUGAAAAUGCAACUGUCAAUUGUAGUUUAAUGUCAUUUGAGCAAUGUCGUUGACAGAGAGAUUUAAAUUGAAGGACUCAGUUAUGAGCAUUGUGGUUUGUAUAAUGAUAAAAAUGAUUAUGUGUAAACCAUGAAGUAUUUUUAGAAUAUCAAAAAUAAACAUCUCUGUUUCAAUUGCUUACCAACUGAAACAAUUCUCAAACCUUCGUGGAACCAAAAGCUUUCUUUAGGCCAGAUUAACUGAAAACAAUUUGAAGAAGUAACAGGAAAUAAUAUUAACUACAUACAUAAUCAACAUUCUAGAAGAUUCAUCAGAACUAGAGAAUGGGAAACCUGGAGAGAGAAUUGAAAGUUAUACAGAACUCAUAGAAAGAAAUACCAUAACUCUCAGGCCUAUUCAGGAUUUGCUCCAACCCAGCACUGGAAUAUAAUUCUGAGAAUUUACCAAAUUUGAGCCUGGACCUCAAGCUGUAAAAAAAAAAAAAAAAACCCUACCAUAAAUAACAAACCUACCAUAAAUAUUUCCUUAUUUAAUUUGUAUUAAGAUAUUCAAAAUUUAAAUAUUUGUCUUUUUUAUUUACAAUCACUGCUGUUUUUUUCUAUUCAUCUUCCUAAACCCUUUAGUUAUUCCUUUGCUUUUUCUAUUUUUUGCUUAUUAUGUAUUAAACUAUUUUCUAGAAAAUUAUUGUUUGGAGCUUUUCACUGUUUCAUUUAAGGAAUUAGUCCAUGCCUUCACAUUUUGAUUUCUUAUUUGAUGGAAUAUAGGUACAGUACAUAUUUUUCAUUCCAAUAUUAAGUAAUGCAAUUUCUUUAAUGUUGCCCUUCUGAACUACAGUUUGUCAUAUUUUCCAGUCUAUUUUGAUAAAUGCAUUAUCAACACUGGCCACCAUCAUGUGAAGCUCAUAAGCCAGGCUUCAAAAGAAUUCUGAUUAUUCAUGAACAAGCUGUUUGCUAACAUGUUACUAGUUCUUCCCCAAAAGCUGCAAGCAUUGUAAAGUAAAAAAUAUUUCACUAUUUACCAGUUAUGGAGAAAAUUCCUUGUGAAACUCAUCAAUCUUAUUAUCUACUGCAUGGCUUUGAAGACAUGAAAGACAUGUGCUCUAAUAUAAUCCUUCACGCUUCUUUAAACAGCAUUGAGACAUCAUAUAAGAAACAUUUGACAUCACAUUUGAUAGCCUUUGAGGACACUCUCUAAACUGAAAUAUUCACAUUACAGUUGCUUCACAAAGAUAACCAAAUUAAGCAGCAGCCAAAUCCCACUGCCGCUUUAUAAUUCUGCUUCCAUAUUUAAUAUGUAAUAAUCUCAUUGAGCUUGUCUUUACAAAAGGCAGGGCCAAAUAUCUAUGAAAAAGGAUGAAGACUGCAAUGCAGCAGACAAAGGUGGAUAACUGUAUCCAUGGUAAGAAAAGUGGGCUUAUUAUGUAACAAACAAGGUUGGGGGUUAUAGCCAUGGUGAGAAGAUAAUGUUAUCAGGAAAGAGCUUAUCAUGUAGCAAGCAUAGGGAUCUGGGCUUUCUACUGAAGAUCAAAAAGAGCCCAACCUCUUCUAAAAGAGGGGAACAACGCCCAGUUAAUGUUUGUACCAAAGAUCAAGAUAAAUGAUAGAACAUCAAAGAGAAUGAUGCUGCUGUUCAUCAGACUAUUCCUUACUUUGAUUCCAUCUGUGCUAGCUCAGAACCCUGGAGUCUUCCACAUCAGGCCAGAAAAAGGAGGUGAUUACUGUUUCCUUUUCCCUUCUCAAUGGAUAAAAUCAUAUCAGGGAGACAACAAGAAACACUGGUUUGACCUUGAGUCAUUUACUCAGAACUUCACCUAUUCAGCCAUGUGUUGCUUGCCUUCAUUCUUCGGGGAAGACGACAAUGAUGGUGGUGGAUUUAGUACAAGAAUUGCAUCUAUCAGACAGGGAAAUUGCAAUCUCUUUCAGAAUGCAAGAGUCCAUCGGAUUAAUAGCACAGAGGGGUUUCUGAUUCUUGGCGGAGACGCUCCAUAUCCAAUGAAAAGCUUGAGAUCUGGAUACAAUUGGGGCCACUGUGAAGAGAUUACUCUCCCAGGAUUUAUGCUCAGUGAUGUGGAUAUUCUUUAUUUAGUAUUCAAAAAUCUGAUUAGAAAUUUGUUGUACAAAACUGGGAUCAUCUACUUGAUGGCAAUGGGCAUAGUCACCAUAGGAAGCUACUGGGCAGGAAGCACGGAGAAGAAAAAACAAGACAGUAUAAAAAAUCAGGACCAAACACAAGAUUUUGAUGAGAUAACAAUUGAUACCAAUAUCUGCUUCACAUGUACCUGUAUGGUUAUGGGCACCCUCAUGCUUCUUUCUCUCUACUGCUUCUAUGAUUAUAUGAUGCAUGCAAUGAUUGGCAUUUUCUGUAUCUAUGCAUCUUUUAGCCUAUACUGGUGUUUGACUCCAUUUGUGAACAAACUCCCGUUUGGAGAACAUUUAGUCCAUUUUCCAUAUUUCCAUAAAGAUCUGGAAAUCAGAGCACUGCUUCUAGCAAUGCUGUGUUUGUCUGUCAAUGCAACCUGGAUUAUUUUCCGAAAUGAAAAUUGGUGGAGCUGGGUUUUGCAAGAUGUUUUAGGCAUUUCAAUUGGCAUUUACCUUCUGAGAACAGUUCACAUGCCUACCUUAAAGAACUGCAGCUUGUUUCUGUUCACUCAUUUGUUUUAUGAUAUACUUUGCCUGUUAGUCACACCUUUUCUAAACAAAACAGGUAGAGACAUGACGAUUUUUGGGCCAUCUAACUCAGACGAGAUCCCUUUUCUGUUGAAAGUACCAAUAUUACCAUCAACAUCUUUUCUGGAUAAUGCUUCAUUUACUGCUAUAGGCCUUGGAGAUGUUGUACUUCCUGGUUUCUUGGUAGCCUAUUGCCACAGAUUUGAUGUUCAAGUUGAGUCUCCAGGGAUCUAUUUCCUAGCUUCUAUUCUGGCAUACAGCUAUGGUCUGUUGGUGACUUUUGUGGUAACAACAUUCCUACAGGCAAGUCAGUCAACUCUUCUAUAUUUAGUGCCUUGUAUACUCAUCACUACACUGACUGUUGCUGCUUUUCGCAAAGAAAUAGUACUGUUUUGGACAGGUAUAGACUCUGAAAAUGAGAUUAUUCAAUCUUCUUCACAAAAAAUCAUCAAACAUUCAAUUACACUGAAAAAGUCAGAGGAACAGCCCCAUGGACUAAAAGAGGAAAAAGAUAUUAUUACCGUCACAUUCCACCUAGAAGAGCUUAAUAGUGCCAAUAUAUUCACAAAGCAAUUAUUUGACCAAAAGAAACACACAGAGAAGAUGUACUGCACAUUAAGCCAUGCAUCACUUCUCAAUCAACAUCUGGAGUACCAAGAGCUGAUUGGAGAUGCUGAGCAGCAAUGUCUGAUUGGAAAAAACAACCUCUCACCUAUACAAAUUUGCAACAAUCUGGAUGAUUCAGAUUAAUCAAAUGCAAGUCCAUUAAACUUCCUUUGGGGCAGAAAUAACUACAUUGUCAUUUUUAUUGUGAAAAUCAGCAAUUCUGAAUCACUACACAUCUAUUGAAGCCACUACCAGUGUCACUAACAUGACCAAGAAACAGAGCUUGAGAGAAAUCCAUGGCUAGAGGGCCCAGUUACACAGAUAGCUGGGAUAAUAACAGGGUUGACUGUUACUAUUGGGAGUUAUCAGGAACAAAAACAA
This is a messenger RNA of Crotalus tigris (Tiger rattlesnake), 4462 nucleotides long. Its product is annotated as signal peptide peptidase-like 2B. Lineage: Eukaryota; Metazoa; Chordata; Lepidosauria; Squamata; Viperidae. The record is from RefSeq and is a predicted model, not a curated record. Gene Ontology annotation, biological process: membrane protein proteolysis. Gene Ontology annotation, cellular component: cytoplasmic side of endoplasmic reticulum membrane; Golgi-associated vesicle membrane; lumenal side of endoplasmic reticulum membrane. The transcript has a single exon. Bases 2381 to 4225 code for a protein of 614 amino acids. Gene Ontology annotation, molecular function: aspartic endopeptidase activity, intramembrane cleaving.